AUGGUCAUCCUCCGAACUAUACGACACCAGCAAUAUGCCUAUCGCGUACUUCAAUAUAUUCGGAACCUGCAACGACCACCGACAAAAAGAGAGAAAGUUCUAAUGAUGGCAAUAAGCGAAAAUGACAUCACGAUCUUCGAAGAACUACUCGUUGAGGAGUUCGGCUCAUCACCCAACGGACGAAAGAUGAUCAUACCAUACUUCCGCGAACAAGAUCUGACGGACAUCGUGAAAGCCACACCAAAUCAAACAGCGGAAACUAAAAAGAGGAUUCGCCUUUUUCCGGCCAUCGGAUUCCAAAUAUUCAUCAUCGUCGAAGAAUCUGAUUGUUCAAACGAGCUCUUCUUCUUCUUCUUCUUCAAUACUUCGGACCGAUGCGCUUUCACAAAUUCAUCGAGCUUCUUCAUCUCAAGCUUCCACCUCAAGCUCAAGCUUCUCGAGCUUCUUCUAUGUUUGCCAGGUUCAUAG
Messenger RNA from Caenorhabditis bovis, 468 nucleotides. Lineage: Eukaryota; Metazoa; Nematoda; Chromadorea; Rhabditida; Rhabditidae. The record is from the annotation of a GenBank genome assembly.